ACUGACAAAGCUAAGAAGGAGUAGAAGCCUGAGGUGAUUCCUUCUAGCAUGUGAAGUGAAGUUUAGGCAAGUUUCAUAUGAAUUCAAGCAUAUCUAUUUGUGUACAGACAGUCUCUACUUGUGUGCCGACGGGUGCUAACAGGCAGCGUUUCGUUUGUGGGAAAGUAACAAAACAACACAAUGGACGCUUAACCCCAGGAAGGAAAGGGAACUUGACUGGAAGUGCAAGAAAACUGAAGGACAAUGCUGCAGAUUGGCACAACUUCAUUUUGAAAUGGGAGCGGCUGAAUGAUGAAGGAUCUGCAACUGCAACCAAAAUAGUCAACCUGGUAUUAAGUAAAGAGCCAAUGAAGGAGAUGAAUCUUUUAGCUGGGGCAGACACUGACCAGUCAGUCACACCCCCUGUUGGGGCAGACACACUGAAGUCUGUUAAAGACCUUGAAGAAGAGUGUACCAAAUUGCAGGAGAUUGUGGAAAAAAUGGCUCAUAUUGUCUCAAAAAUUGAAAAAAUAGUGUCAUCAGAGAAGGGCAUCUGUGACCUGGAGACAUUUCAGUUUGGAGCCAAAGGAAGAGACUGUCCACUCUUCCUUACAUGGCCCACAUCCGAGUUUGUGGAUGUGUCCACCAGGUUGUGUAAAUGCUACAGGCAGGAGCUGGCACUGAAGCAGCUCAUCCUCCGGGAGCUGGCCCACACCUCUGACCCGCAGCUGUCCAUGGUCUACCUCUCCUCCUGGCUGUACCAGCCGUACUUAGAUGACCAGACCAAACUGCUCCUGGAGAGCUUGCUGCUAGAGACAGGACACAGGACGCUGUAAAUCGCCCCAUGUGCUCCUUGGGGCGUGUCCAUUGUUCACAAGGCACAGGGUUUUGAAAAACAUUCACUACACUUCGGUUACUGUAUUAACUGAAAUUUGGAUUACUGGACACGAAGAUCUGUUCUAAAUCUGCCAGCCUACGCACAUAGUUAGCACCUAUGGCAGAAUUCUACCUUUGGUACAGUCUUAAAUGUCCAGGUAUCUAUUGCUCGGGAAUACACUGGCCUUUCUUGUGAUUUCCAAGUCCUGCCACAAGGUUUCAGCAAAAGAUUGCACCUUCAAAUGGAAGAAGGUGAGAUGCUGGAUAAGUCAAUCGAUGUGGACAGUGAGACACUUGGGAAGGUCUGAAUGACCCCGCAUCAACAAUUUGGCUGUCUAAACUGGAGUGGUGUCUGGUGUGAACUGUUAUGAAAAGGACUGCCUCACUAAGGAAGGAGCAUUAUUGCUUUGAUAAUAAGCCUUUUCUGGAGUAGAAGUACUUGCUGUAAAUGGUUAAAGUGUGGAAACAUUUAACAACGCCACUGAGUUUUAGGAGAUGUAAUUUAAUUCUCCCCUUUACAUAUGUCCCUCUUGAUAUUUCAAACAUAUGACUGAAAGAAAAACACGGUACAGUGGAAUAUUUAUAUUAAAAAAGUAAUAAAAUAGUGCAACAACUUCAAA
Messenger RNA from Sardina pilchardus (European sardine), 1475 nucleotides. RefSeq names its product cyclin dependent kinase 2 interacting protein (gene cinp). NCBI's taxonomy places the organism in Eukaryota, Metazoa, Chordata, Actinopteri, Clupeiformes, Clupeidae. Bases 78 to 815 code for a protein of 245 amino acids. The transcript is spliced from 5 exons. The record is from RefSeq and is a predicted model, not a curated record.